AUAUAGUUCAAAAGAAACGACUAAACCAAAAACUUCAAUAUGUUCAGUGCUAAAUACUUGAUCGUUGUGGCCUUGCUGGUAUUCUGCCUCUUCUGUCAAGAGGUUGUGGAGGCAAGCUUCCGCCACGAAUUGCAUAAGGCUGCUCACAAGGUCGAUAAGGUGGCUCACGCUGUUCAUAAGGCCCAGAAUGUGAUUGCGGCCGGUAGCGCUGUGGCUGGAGCUAUUGCCGGUGCCGCUGCUGCCUAGACUUGAUUUUUGACGACUGCUUACAUGGAAAACUGAACUUUAAACAACUUUAACAUGUGCUUACUUUAUAAACUUAUGUAGACCAAAUAAAAAAAAAAUAUUUUAGAUGCAUCAAA
Messenger RNA from Bactrocera tryoni, 362 nucleotides. RefSeq lists its product as uncharacterized. The record is from RefSeq and is a predicted model, not a curated record. The transcript is spliced from 2 exons. Lineage: Eukaryota; Metazoa; Arthropoda; Insecta; Diptera; Tephritidae. Bases 40 to 246 code for a protein of 68 amino acids.